This is a messenger RNA of Pocillopora meandrina, 4021 nucleotides long. The record is from the annotation of a GenBank genome assembly. NCBI's taxonomy places the organism in Eukaryota, Metazoa, Cnidaria, Anthozoa, Scleractinia, Pocilloporidae.
UUCCAGCUGUAUUUGUGUCUCCUUAUUGGAGCAUUGAUAGGCUGUGCAUUAAGUGCUGAAGGUGAUUCUAGUGCCAGACUUCUUAUCUCCAAAAAUAUUCUCAACCAGUUUGUUGUUGAAGGAAAGGAAUUGACAGUGCACUACAGCAUCUACAAUGUUGGAAAUGGGUAAGGUCAUUCAUGUGCUGAUAUACUCAGCCAGCAUUAUUUUCUCAGCAUGUCUAUACAAUAUGGGGUUUGUAAAAAAAGCUCAGAGUUUCAACUGCCAUUAGCAGAAUGCUCUGUAGAGGGCUUGCCCAAAUCACACAUGUGCUGGAAUGGUUUUAUCAGAUUUUUUUUUUUUUUUUUUAACUUGGUUGGUCAAUUUUGCCUUGAUUUUAUUGGCUUUUAGGAUUGCAUGAGUUUAUUGACUAUAAGAAUAACCCAUUUCAAUCCAUCAAUUUAGUCAGGUUCUUCAGUAGAGUUUUACUUUAAUCUUACACCCUAACAUCAGUAUGCAUAUUCUCCACACUGAUCUUUAUACAUUUCCUAUGGUGCUGACAAGGAGAAUUUGUUUGCCAAUCAAAAGGUUCCUUUCCUGUUGAUCAUUUCCUUUAUUCUCGUGACCUUAUUUUGUGAUUCAGGAGAGAUAUUGUAGGGAGAAAUUAGAUGCUAGUCACUCUUAGGGUGUAAAGGGUUAAUCUUACACCCUACAUGGGAAAUGCAGUGGCCAAAUGGUCAGUGCAGUGGACUUCAGGUUGAGAGGAAGGUGUUUAAGACCUGGCUAGGUCAUUUUGUUGUGUUCUUAAGCAAGAAACCUUCCUUUCAAAGAGCCUCUCUCCACUUUCAUGUAUAGCCACUGUGCAAAUCAUCAGGGAAGCCUUCAUGAAAUGCUAAGGGGUACAUAACCUUGCAGUGCACUAGUAUCCCAUCCAGGGGGAAGUAGUAAUACUCCUAGGUGCUUUUAAUUGGAAAGAGGGCUAAGUUCCACCUGGGUAGGUUAAUAGUCUUGAGUACAGACUUUACCUUUUACCUUACACCCAUUAACCCUUUCACUCAUAGCGUCUGCCAUUUAUUGCAUAAUGAUUGGUGUCAAAUCAAACAAUAUCCCUCAGCAGAUAAUUUUCUUACUUCUCAUUGCUUCUUUACUAAAAAUCUAUCAAUGUUUUGAGGAGAAAUUACUCUUUGGUCACUCCUGAAAGCUUAACAUAGAGGGAAAAAUGUAAUCAUUGUUUUUCUCUUAUUCUCAUCGUUGUAUCAUUAACUCUUUAACUCCCAGGAGUGACCAAGCCAGAAUUUCUCCCUACAAAAUCGAUACAAUUUCAAGAAGAGAUGUGAUAAGAAUAAAGAUAAAUGUCAGUUGGGCAAUUGUUAGUUGAUCCAAUACCAAAUUCUCUGGACUAGCAUCAUAAGAACUGUAGGGCAGACAGUAAGGAAAAUUACUUAUGAGAUCUGAGAGUGAAAAGGUUAAAAUGAUUUUCUACUCUUCAGGCCCGCCACAUCAGUGUCCUUGUCAGAUAAUUCUUUCCCAGCUGAUGAGUUUAAGGUUCUCCAUGGAUUACUUUCCGUCAAGUGGAAAACCAUUGCACCGUAUCCUUUAUAUACUUGUUGUAAAUACUAGUUCUUCUGAAAGGUAUCCUCCACUGCUGCAGCAAAUGAUGGGUUGUUUUCUAAAUACUUGUCACAGAUAUCUUGUUGUGAUUAUGAGAUUUUUGCAUGAUGAGAAGGAAAAAAACCGUAUUCUCUCAUCCCCAGUUGCUUUCUCUAACGAGUCUUAGUCGUGAGCUCACAAUCAAAAAUUAAAAAAAAUAAUCUUAAAUCAAAACUAAAUGAGGAUGUUUAAGGAUAGAAAUGAAAGUUCAGACUUUCAAGAAGCUCAAACCUUUUUGUUGUUACUUUUACUAGAAAUAAGUCAUUUGCUGUGUUUGGUCAACACCUUUAGAAAAUAGAGAGCCAACCACCAAAAUUGAUUUUGGGAAUUCUUGCACUAGUCUGGGUCCAAAAAUGAAAUGGUUCUCAUCCAGGUCUGCUGCAGACUUGUGGGUUUAUGACAUAACAUUGUAAAUCAACAUAAUGUUAAACUACCAGUUUUCUUUAACUGGCCCAUCAGUGGUUCAAAUGUAUCGCACACUAUCAUCCUGGAACCCUUAAAGUCUGGUACAUUCAACUUCACUGCAGCACAGGUAAUCUACAAAGCUUCUGAAGAUGCCACAGAUCCUCAGGUAAACUCACUGAAUUGUUUUGUUCUAUUGGUAGUCUUGGUAGUUGCAGCUCAGAGACUGUUUAUUCAUUAACAUUUAGAAGUGAUUAACAUGUUACUUCUCCCAAUAAUAUCUAGUUUUAUUAUUACAUUAUGUAAGGAGAAUAAUCAAAACUAUCUGGUGACUGUUGUCUUGAUGUAACACCAAAUUCUGCUUGGUGAUUUACAAGGAAAUAUGUAGCAGCUAGUAGGGAGAAUUAACAAUCAGACCCCAGUUGUUUGAAGGGUGGAUAAUGCUAUCCACUGGGUAAAUCUCUAUCCAUUGUAUAGUGCAGUAUGUUUUGUUAACACUUAUCCGGUGGGUAUGGAUUUAUCCAUUGAAUAGAAUUAUCCAUCAAUUGAACAUCCAGGCCCAGAUCUCAGGAGUUAAAGGGUUAAGGAAUCUAAUGGUAUGCUGUCUCUUUUUGGGCACUUUUCAAAGUGCUUUGUGCAUUAGGAGUCCUAAAUGUUUUGGAAUAACUUGGAAAGUUAAUGAAUUUUGAAAAUCAUUUUACAGGCCAGAAAAUUUGUGAAAUCUGGGUGUGAUUCUCAGAAAGGCAUGGGAUAUAACUAAAUUAAAAUUAUUUUUAUGAGAAAAACAAAGCAAGAAUUACCAACAUUUUGAAACCAAGCUCUUGAUGCAAGGUUGAAGAAAACAGUGGAAGAAAUAUUAUUAAGUUGAUAUUACAUUAUUUUUUUAUAUGUUCUUUCCCUGGUAGAUUGCUUUUUCUACAGCCCCAGGAGAAGGAGGAAUUAUGCCCCAAAAUGAAUAUGACCGUAAACAUUCUCCACAUCUGGUAAGUUUGGUGGGCUUGUGCAAUGAGUAUUUCUGAAUAAUGAGCGAAGGAUUUUCCAUCUUGCCUUCUAGCUUUCAUUUAGAAUAAGUAUUUCUGUUGAAGUUAAUUCUGCCAGAGAAUGGUUGGUGACUGUAACUGGUUUAAAAAACUGCAUUUAGAAAAUAAGAUCUGUGCCACCUAUACAUGCAAAGUAGUGAUAUCUUGUGCUCUUCAAUGCAAGGACAUCCAGAACAGGCCAUGUAUGGGGAAAAAAAACUACUGUAUUUUUUACCCAUACAAAUUUAAUCUCUACUUUCACUUGGUUGGUUUCUUUACUUAUGUGGUCUUUUCCUGUUUCAUUGAAAGCUUAUUUUUAUUCCAGUGGCCUAUAAAUUAAUUCCAAAAAUCUUGUACUUUCAUCUUUUUUCAUUUGGUAAUUUGUAUGUUUCUGGAUUGGUUUAUCCAUCCAUUCAUUCAUCUUUUGCAAGUUCCAGCAGGAAUAAUGCUUUUAAACAGAAGUAACUUCAAUAACUAGUAUAUACAGCUGUUUCUAGAAAGGUUAUCAAAAAAGGGCAAAGGUUCCUGUCACAAUCUGGAAAGGUAAUCUGGGUAUCUGGUAAUCAAUAAAUUUUAAUAAGUCAAAUAAAUAAAAAAAUUUAUUAAACCUGCAAUGCCUCAUCCUUAUGAUGACAUUUUCUUAUAUCUGACCUUGUUACCUUUCAGUAUUGUAGCAUGUACUUUUAGGCUUUCUUUUUUUUGGACAACCCUUCUCAAAACAGUUGUAUUUGCUUUCUCCUCCAUUUUCUGCUUUUAUGGAACACUGAUUCCAUUUUUUGUAGCACAACUGCAUGUCUUCAUCACACGUUUGAUCAGCUACUCCAGUGUGCUCACAAGAAUCGCUAUUUUCUCCUUUACAGGUGGACUGGGGUCUUUUUAGCCUGAUGUCUUUACCUACCAUUCUAAUACCGUUUCUUGUCUGGUUUCGAAGCCACUCAAAGUAUGAAAACUUCAAGGCAAAGAAGAACUAA